Messenger RNA from Bemisia tabaci, 7497 nucleotides. The record is from RefSeq and is a predicted model, not a curated record. NCBI's taxonomy places the organism in Eukaryota, Metazoa, Arthropoda, Insecta, Hemiptera, Aleyrodidae.
CCGCCGCCAGGCGCCAAUGGUUUUGUCAGUUUGCCUACAAUGCAAUUUGAAGGCAAUUUGUUUAAUUUAUUUUUAAUAGUGCUCCCUAUCGCCCAGUAAUUCUCAAUUCACCCCACAUUUUACUCUAUUUUGUUUCUUAUGGUAGUGUUAGCUCCUCAUUUGUAGAAUAUUUACACCUCUGGUUUGCCGUAAUUUUGUUAAAGACCCAUCAUCGGUCGUUGUCAUAAUGGAGGAGACUUCGAAAACAACAGAAGACUCUACGGCUAUAGCCACAGACCCAGAGUCGUUAGAUUCAAAAUGUGGCCCAGAAAACAGCACUAAGUUGUUUGAGAAGCUCAUGCAACUAUGCAAGGAAGUUGGUGAUCUGAAUGAUAUGGACAAAAUUGUAGCAAAAUUGAUGAAGAAUUUCUCUGAGUCUUCUUCAGAGCUCAAGAAAUCAACUGCGUUUUGUAAACUCCUAAGAGAAAAACAUGCAGUCAUAGAGAAAACACCUGCCAACAAAUUUUUACAUCUCAAACAUAUCAGGGAUGAACUAAAAGCUCACAAAAAGAAGGGCCCAUCAAAAGAGAAAAAAGACAAUUCCUCCGAUGAGAAAUCGAGCAUUAAAUCUAAUGGAGCAAAAGAAAAUCAUUCCAAAGUGUCAGAUAAGAAUCACCUGGCCACGAGUAAUGCUGCAACUAAUGAAAAUAAAUCUGCCAAUAGUGCGCCACCCUCAUGCUCAAGAGAACGGGAAAGUGUGAAAGACACUUCCAGUAAAAAGCUUGAAAAUGAAAAUGCCAAGAAAGAUCGUCUAAUUGAGCGUCUGGAGAUAGCAAUAGCUAAACUCCAUCAUAGAAUUAAGCGAUUAGACGAGGAAGAGAUUGAUCUUGAUGCACUCAGUGACGAUGAAAACUCGCCAUACAUUCGAAAGGCUCGGUAUGAAGAUAGGAUUUGCAAGCUGUACAAGAAAUUAAGUCAAUUAAAAAAUGAGUCUGCCACAGCUGGAAGACAAACUUUGCAGGCAAUCCGUUUUUCUGGAACAAAGCAUAUGGAAAUUAACCGAGCAAUUGAAAAAUUCUACAACAGAAGAAGAGAAUUUCCUAACUUUCCAGAUAUUGUGAAGGUGGUUACAAAUGAGAAUAAAGAAAAAUCUCUUAAUUUCUCGGCUGAUUAUAUUCAUGAAAUUGCAAGAGCAGCUUUUAAAGAACUCGGAGGACAGCUAAAGCGGAGACGGCAGUAUGAGCUUCAUGAGCAUUUUACAGAUCUAUUGUCAGCCUCACAAUUGACGGAGAUCAAUCCGGCAGAUGAUGAUCCUGAACUGGAACAGAAACUGUCGGAAAAUAAAAAAAUUGCAGAAACCAAAAUAGAAGAGAUGGUGAACAGGUAUGCUGAGAGGCAAUCAGAAAUUAAUGAAGAAGCAAUCCUAGAAGCAGAUGCAGAACUAAUUGAAAGUGGUGCCGCCUCUCCAGAAGUGUCGACACAUGAAGAUGACAGUGAAGGAGAGGCAGAGAAUGAUAUUGAGGAUGAUAUCAAAGAAGUUGAAGGCGACAACGAAGAAGCAGAGAAUGAAAUUGAUGACACCGGAGAUGAGAGUGAAUCGGGGGAAAAUUCAGAAGAAGAAGGAAACGAUGUCAUAACCUGGAAAGAAAAGACUGAAGAAGAAAAGAUCUCUGUCGUUCGAGAUGAUGAUUCCAACUGUAAUUUAAACGGAAGCAAAACAGUUCCAAUCAUCAAGAGCCCGAGUCCAGAAUGCACUGAGAGUAAGGAAAACCUGGCACCACAGAAUCAAAUCUCAAACGAUGCUCAGAAUUGUCUCCCUAAACUAGGGACAGAAACUGAAACAGGGGAUGUCAAAGUUUCUGAAAAAAAUUCCAAUGAAAGUCUUGGAAGCUCACAAGAGAAAGACUUCCAUUUGCCUGCGUUGACUGAUGAGGAUUCUAAAGACUCCUCUAAAACAACUGGAAGUAUAAUCGAACGCAAGGACUCUUGUGAAGUGGUGGAAGACUGUAUCGCUGAAAACGGUGACUCUGGUGAAAGAAUGGAAGUAGACUCAUCGGAGAAAAACUUGGAUGAAGUUGUCAUAGAUUCAGAGGACAGUGGAGGCUCUUGUCAAAUGAUCGAUGCUAACUCAGGGAAUAGCCAAGACUCUGUCCAAAGAAUAGAUGAAGAUGCAGAAACUCACAAGGACUCAAAUGAAAAAAUGGAGAAUGAACAGAGUCAAGAUCAAUUUUCAAAUGUGGAAGAUACUUUGUGUAUGGAAGUGGAAGAGGUUGACAGCGACACUGAUAGUAGCUCAGAUGAGUCAAUGGCUUCCAUUGAAGUUGCUCGAGCAAAGACUGUUGAAAUUUCUCCACUAAAAAAGUCUCCAUCUUCCAGUAGUCGAAUAGAAAUCCCAUCCAAACUCAAACAUGAAGACAGUAGCAAAGUAUCAUCAAGUGCUAAAGAAAGCAUUCCUGUCAUCAGUGCUGACAGCACUCCUCUUUCGAAAGAGUGCGCAAGUGCUGAAGCCCAAAAAAUAGAAAAUUGCUUAGUUGAAAAUGAGUCAUUUAUGAACAUAAAGGGUAGAUUAAAAGUUCUUAGCUCAGAAGAAGCCACCGGAAAAAGUGCCUCUAGUCAAAUUGUUGAACAGGACAUUUAUAUUGCUUCAAGUAGUGGUGACAUCUUUCUUUCUCCAGAAAAAAAGAAAGUUACUGUUCCUCUAUCUACUGCAGAGGAAGCAAAAAGCAAUGCAUGCAGGGCCAUGUUGAAGUUUGAAGAAAAACCAGAAGUUGUAGCAGAAGAUAGCAACAAUCUCACACCAUCUGUAAUGGCAGAAAAAGGAUCUUUGUUCGUAGUUGCCUCCGGUGGAGAAGCGUUUGUUGUCCCAAAAAAAGAGGUUAAGUGUGAUGCCAAAGGGACAAAUAUUGUAGAUAAAUAUAGGCAUAUAAUUAAAGAUUGCUGUGUACGGCUAGCCAGAUGCGAUGAUGUUGUGGCGAAACUUGAAAGACGGCGGAGGAGUAGAUUAAUGGAUAUCCCAAUGAUACCGCUCUCCUCUUCUUCCUCUUCCUCUUCCUCCUCUUCCUCGUCGGAGUGUGAAAGUAUUGAUGAACCACCGUCCCCAAAGCAGAAAAAAACUCCAACACGUAGAAAAAGACGGAAUUCAGACAGCUCUGACUCUGAUUUCAAUCCAUAUACGUUUGAUGAGCCUGUUAGCGUAAAGAAAAAGAAAAAGAGCCUAAUGCGGGCUCAGAAUCAAGUGCAGCUGUAUAAAAAAUCAAAACCAACAGAAUAUGACUCCGAUGAGAUUAUAGUUUUAGAUGAAGUUCCGGCCAGGAGGGACUCGGAAGAAAUUGUUGUUGAAGUAGAUACUGACUCUCUUUUAGGCAUUUUGAAUCCUAGUACAUCAAGUAACAACAUGCCCUACAGUGCUCCAAAUUAUCCCAAGCAAAGAGGGAAUAUUAGCAUAACACCUGUUGCUGCCAAUAUCCAGAAACAGUUUAGAAAUUUGGCUCCCAGACCUCUAUUGAAGUCGUCAUCAGUUCGUGUUCCUAUAAACAAUACUAGAUUUAAUUCUGCUCCUGUCAGACGCCCUAUACUUGAAGUUAAACGACCCUUUACCCUUGGUCCUCGAACACUGAUAUCGCAAAACGCCUCUGUAACUAACUUCCGCUCUGUACGCCCAUCAUUUCACCAAUCAAUGUCACAGUCACUAUCUCUGGCACGAGGUGGAAUAAUUCAACAACAGAGGAGCUUCCAAACAAAUUCGCGUCAGUUUAACGGCACCAAUGGCAAUGUCAUGCAACGGCAAUCAGUAGCAACACACCAAAUGAGGUACCAAUCACCGCAGCAGAGGAACACUCAAUAUAUCAAUAAAGUUCAGGUAGUUACUAAGACGGUGACCCAGACAGUAAAGACUGUUGUUCAGCAGAAGAGGAUUACCCAGCAGACAACACAGUCUGCAAUCCGAAACCGGCCAGUAACCAUCUUAUCAAAGCCCCAACCUCAACCGAAGAAGAUAAUACCGCAUGCAGAUGUUAUCACAAUUGAUUAAUUUUUUCUCCCUUUAUUUUAAUGAUGUGCAUUGUGGUUCCUCGUGAAGCCCUAACGAUUUAUUUGCUGUGUCACAAAGAGGUCAAGAGUUUUUAAAUUGAGGAUAGGGGUAAAUAACUGUAAAAAUCAUCAUAAAAUUGCUGAAUCGGUGCUUUUUUUUAAAUUAAUUUCUGCAAAGAAUGAAAAUUACUGUUGUAUCAUAGGUUAACUUAGAAUUGAUUGUUCUUUGACUGAAGAAAUAACACUCACUGAGUUUUAUUUGAUCUUGCGCUGUCCAAACAUGCUACUUCUUAGAUUUUUCUCUGAUUCAUAUUAAUUUCUAGGGCACACAUUCAUAAGUACUGUCCAAAAAUUGCAAUAUAAAUUGUUCACAGUAUUUGUGGCAUGCACAAGGAACUAAUAAGGAUGGCAUAAUCAUUGUGGUGUGAGUUACCAAAAGUAGCAAAAGCAAUUUUGAAAUUUGUAUCCGUCACCUUAGUUUUUUCCAAAAUUUUGAAUUAAGUUAUCUCAAAAGUAAUGCAGUAGUUUCAGUUCUGAGCAAUUGGAAAAAAUGAACAACAUGCAAUUUUAACAAGCACAAGCUUAUUACAAAUCUAUCAUCACCUUUUUGAGGUCGUUUCGGUUUUCUGUCAAAAAUUUUGUGGAGGUUAGAUGUAGGGCAUUUCCUCUGCAGUGUUCGAAAUUCACCUUUGAGUUCUAGGAGCCAAAUGGCGCAUCAAGCCCGAUUUUUAGGCAUCAUUGAAGAUUUUUUAGGGGUCAAAUUGACUUUUUGCCUAUAUAUUACGGCGCAUUUAGUGAAAAGUUAAAUGCACGAUGUUUUCGUAACGGAACUAGUAAGUAGCUGUAACUUGGGGGAAGACGAAAGCACAAAGGAUUAAAUCGUGAAGAAUAGAAGAAGCUUUCACUUAUAGUGCUGAAAAUUUUGAAUAACCACCUAAUAUGAAAAUUCAAAUUUUUAAGGGGCAAUUUUUAGGGGCCAAAUUGGCGUAGAGCCUUCAUUUUCUAGGCGCCAUGGCCGAUUUUUUAGGCGCAUUUGGCGUACUAGCGCCUGUGAGUUUCGAACACUGCUCCUCUAAGUGAUCUCUUUGAAAAAUUAAAUCACUGUAAUACACUUUUCUGAUCUUAGAGUAUCUCUAUCUAUGUGUGUUGAUAAAUAAUGUCAAAUAUGAAAAGAAAAAAAAAUCCAAUGCUCUUUACCAAAAAGCAGUGCUCUCACUCUCUCUCUCACACACACACUAACACACACUGACAAGUAGUUUAGGAUUAUGAGUUUUUAGUUCAGUUUUAUUUACGUCCAAAACUUCAUUCAUAUGCUCCUUAGUAGUUCGCCUUAAUGUGAACUUUAGCAAGCUCAAUCAAGCUCACCCAGUAUUCAGUAAGCAUAGUCUUUACUUUAUGGCAGAUAUUCUGUUAAUUUAUUGUCGGCACAGUAAGUAUGUUCUCACUUUCUUCUAUAGUUUGUCUGCCUGGUACUCGUAUGUUUAAUUUUAAACCGGGAGCAAGUGAGUUCUUAACUUUUAAAAAUUUUACAAUAUCCUCCUAAUGUUUUCAGUUUGUUUUUAGAUUCAAUUCCUAGUUUUACUUCAUUGUACUCUCAUCAGUACAUUACACCCCCAUUCAACGGUUGACUUUUAUCCCGCCUUCUGUUUUUUUUUCUUUAGUAUUUUUUAUGUAGAGACUACAUUCCUUUUUUUAAGUAAAUAAAAUAAAAAAUAAAAGAAAAGAAGAAAAAAGCAGCAAUUGAACAGAAUGGGACAAUAAACCAAUCAAAUAACACACAAAGAAAUCAAUUUCAAUACUAGCAAAAAUUAUUUGAGUAAUUGUAACUAUUAAAAAAAAGCAUUGUUGACUAACAAAAGCAAAAGAUGUUCAUGAUUACACCAAUGAACCAAUACAUUUUUUCACGACCCUUGGGAAGGAAGCUUAUUACCGUACUGUAUACUGAAUAAUUUAAUUUUUAAAUGACCUCACUCAGCCAUGUUUUACCUGUAACAUGAUGAAAUAGAGGAAGCACCUAACCAAAUUAUGGGUGUAUGCAAGCAGGGUAUUUGAGUUUUGUUCAGGCACUUGUCCAUUCUUACAAAAAUUUCAUUUAGUAGUCUCUGCGUCAGAAGUAUUCCUUCAGUCACUAUUAAGCUCACAUUAAGGGCUUUUCAUUUUCAUUUGUAUUGUUCUGUUUCUCUGGAUAUGUACCAUUUCAAUCACGUGAUCUAGAUUAAUCAGGGCACCAAUCUAAAAGCUCUUUCAGAUUUGUUGGACUCAGGAAGUGGUUUGGGUUUUUCAGUUCUAUUUAGGUGUUUGGACAUACACAUGCUACACAAUCUGUCGUUCUUGAAAGUUCCAUUUUGUCGCACAGCCUCCCUGAGUGUCAACCUGACAAUAUCAAUCUUUGGUUCUUUUGUCCCUCCGCAACAAUUCAGAAACAUAGAGGUUAAACUAUUUUUUUGCUCUACAUUUUCUCUUGAUGUGGGUUAAAUGAAACAGAUUGUAUAAAGGGUUAGAAGAUUUUUAAGUUGAAGAUCAACAAAAGUGUUUUUUAGAUGAGAAGCAAUUUCUGAAUUUUAGUCCCUGCCAAGUCCUAACUGAACACAAAAUCAAGGCAUCCCUGGGUGAUUGUUGCAAAUUUGUUGCAUCUAGCUUUCUAGUUUGGUAAUAAUUUGUUAUGAAUUGGUCUCGGUUUCUCAUUUCAUCAGUGUUCCUCAAUCGUUUUCUUUUUACUUUUAAUUUCUUCAUCUUUUGUUAUCUGAUGUAUAAGGUAUCUGUCUUUCUUCUGUUUAGCGCCGUAGUAAGCUUGAUUUAAAUUAAUUAUAUUACUUCGGUAAUCCUUCUACUUCAGCUUCCUGCAAGAUGUGCAAAUUAAAUCAAAGUGGUUCUAGAGAAUAAACCAGAAUAUUGAGUGUUUAUUCAAAAUUUAUGAUUGAUUACAUUAAAAAAUCUUUGUUUCUGGGUUUACAAAUAUUACAUAUCUGAUUAUGAUUUUAAUUUUUCCCAACAUACAACCAUAAACUUAGUAAUGAAUAGGUUCGUUUGAUUACAUAAGCACAAAUCCUACCUUCUGUGUGCAACAUCUCUCAAUGCAAUGAUAUGCUCAUAUUUCUUUAACUAUUAAUACCUAUUGUAAAAGUGAAUUUUUCAAGAUAGCCGUACCAUUUCCAAGGAAGAAGCGUGUGAAGAGGAGUUCAAACCUGGGAGGGGGUAAUCAACUGAUUUGAUAAUUUAAGAUUCAAUCUGAAACCAAAAUUUAUAGGGAAGUAGAUCUCAACUUUCAUUCGUUUAUUUUUUCUUUUCCUCUUUGAAUAUGUUUCUUUUAUAUCCACAAAGAUCCCUUAAGUAAUUUGAUUAAGCUCAAAUUUCAUCAAGGAUGUCUUGAACCAAGCCUUUGUUUCUAAAAUUGUGUAAAGUAUGUUGUAUUUGUGUAGACAAAUUUUGUAUGAUAUGUAAAAUGAAUAUGUGUACAUUUAAAUACAUUUUUUAAUUUUUUGAUCUUAA